Messenger RNA from Staurois parvus, 542 nucleotides. Lineage: Eukaryota; Metazoa; Chordata; Amphibia; Anura; Ranidae. The record is from the annotation of a GenBank genome assembly.
GCAGGCACUGGGUCAUCAGGUACCGGAUCGUCUGGAUCAACAGCGGGCACCGGGUCAUCUGGCGCUGGAUCGUCUGGCUCGACAGCGGGCAUCGGGUCACCAGGCAUGACAGUGGGCUCCGAGUCAACUGGCAUGACCGCGGGCACUGGGUCAGACAUUGGAUCGUCUGGCUCCACAGCGGGCAUCGGGUCACCAGGCAUCAGGUCAUUUGGCUCGACAGCGGGCACCGCGUCAUCUGGCAAGGCAGUGGGCACCGAGUCACCAGGCACGCCAGUGGGCUCUGAGUCAAUUGGCACGACAGCGGGCACCAGGUCAUCAGGUACCGGUUCGUCUGGCUCAACAGCAGGCACCGGGUCAUCUGGCGCUGGAUCGUCUGGCUCGACAGCGGGCAUCGGGUCACCAGGCAUGACCGCGGGCAAUGGGUCAUCAGGCAUUGGAUCGUCUGGCUCGACAGCGGGCAUCGGGUCACCAGGCGUGAUAGGAUCAUCAGGCUGGAUCAGCUGGGUACAGACAUCAGGCUGAAGUGCGGGUGCCGAGGCACC